This is a messenger RNA of Monodelphis domestica (gray short-tailed opossum), 1545 nucleotides long. It is a transcript of the gene GNG4, whose product is annotated as G protein subunit gamma 4. Gene Ontology annotation, molecular function: G-protein beta-subunit binding. Gene Ontology annotation, cellular component: heterotrimeric G-protein complex. The record is from RefSeq and is a predicted model, not a curated record. Lineage: Eukaryota; Metazoa; Chordata; Mammalia; Didelphimorphia; Didelphidae. Gene Ontology annotation, biological process: G protein-coupled receptor signaling pathway.
GGGGCUGGGGGAACUCUUUGAGAGCGGGGCCGGAGCCGCGGAGGCGGCAGAUACGGCCUUGGGGGUGGGGCUGCUAGAGGGAGGGUCGGGGUGCGAAGGGCGUGCGCGUUUCCAUAGUGAAUCCAUUAGAGGCUGAGGCGUUAUUGGAGCCCGGGAGCUGCCGAUCCGCUCCUGCUCUGUCUCUGGGUCUGCCUGCCUCUCAUUAUGUGUCAGGGGAGGCUCGGCUGCAUCCAGCCUGCGCGCCUCCCACCUCUACUGUUGCAGUGAUGCUGUUGCCGCCGCUGCUGCUGCCGCCACUGCUGCUGCUGCUGUAGCUGCUGCUUGCUGAUCCCCACUUCCAAAUGAAGAGCGAUGCCACAGUGUCUGGCCACCACCCUAGUGAUCUGUUUGGGAGACAAAGCCCUAGCGUGAGCGUCUCCCCUCACUCCUAGUGCUCUCCAGCAGCCCCAGGUGCCUGGCACCGGAUGAAACUACUGCUAGGAACCUUGCUUCAGCGCUGAUCAUAGGUUCCAGCACCUCUCCUGAUCCCGACCUGUGGAUUUUUGUUGAUAACUUCUGCACCUCCAUCCCCCUGUGAUUCUCGUGCCCCAGGUCAUUAGACCUCCCCUGACAACAGUUUGGGGGAAAACAGAAUGAAAGAAGGCAUGUCUAAUAACAGCACAACCAGUAUCUCUCAAGCCCGAAAAGCUGUGGAGCAACUCAAAAUGGAAGCCUGUAUGGACAGGAUAAAGGUCUCCAAGGCUGCAGCUGACCUCCUGGCAUACUGUGAUGCCCACAUCCGAGAAGACCCACUUAUUAUACCAGUGCCUGCAUCAGAAAACCCCUUCAGAGAGAAAAAGUUCUUUUGUACCAUUCUCUGAGUCCAUUUAUAAUGCAAGCAUCCCCUUUUCUGUCUGUGAAAACCUCCCCUAGAAAUUAUGCAUGCUUUUAGCAUUAGAGGAUAAUAGAGAAUAUGACUCUCCUGCUGCCUAACUCAAAAUGGCCUAGGGUGCUGUGCUUUUUAAAUUUAUUUAUUAAAGAAGCAGUGUACAUUUUUACAGUAAAUGCUACAUGUGCCAAGUAGAAUUCAAUAUGGGUUUAGGGGUUGGGUUUUUUUUUUGAAUCAUUAUAAAUUCCAAAGUUUUAAAUGCAUUAAGUUAAUUUAUUUCAGUGAACAUGAAUAUUGAGUACUGUUGUUUUUUUCAGGAAGGAAGAAAAAUGGCAGCCAAGAAUCUUCAUUAUAUAUCCAAUUAAAGACCUUUUGACCCACUAACUAUACCAUUUUUAUUUCCUUUCCUGGAGAGAGUGUAAGGCCUAGCUAAUCUAGAGGGUCUCUAUUUCCUGCUUUCCCAUCCUCCUCCUCUUUGAGAAAGAAAAAUGAGAAUUGGCUUGUUCUCCCUCCUUUGCACCCUGUGGAGGCUCCCGGGCUCUCUGAAGUACACCCCCACCCCUCUGUGGAUGGACCUUUGUCUUUAUCAUAGCACUGCCUGCUGUUAGUUGUUCUAUAAACGACCCUUCUUGUAGAAUGUUGAGUGAACACUGUAGUAAAUUUGACUAUAAAUCCAA